Zymoseptoria tritici IPO323 is the source of this 825-nucleotide messenger RNA. RefSeq lists its product as uncharacterized. The record is from RefSeq and is a predicted model, not a curated record. Lineage: Eukaryota; Fungi; Ascomycota; Dothideomycetes; Mycosphaerellales; Mycosphaerellaceae. The coding region runs from base 1 to 825 and encodes 274 amino acids. The transcript has 2 exons.
AUGCGCUAUCUGCGAAUCCUCGUCAGCAAUAUCAGCAGGACCAACGACAACGCAGUCAAUCCUCAUAUCUUCCCUUCGCUCGCUGCUGCCGGCGCCGCUUUAGCUUCCGCAGCGAUGCCAUCGCUGGAGUCAGCCGGUGAUGCGAUCGCGCAAGCCGGCAACGCCCUCACUGGCAACGAGGACACGAAACCCCGAUCAGAGCGUUCAGGCGGGCUCUUCAUUGGGAACAAACUUCCUGCAGCAUUACCGAAGGGUUUCGCGGCCUUGGAAAGGCGAGUGCGCUUGUCCGAUACUUUUCUUCAACAGCUGCAACGCACGGCCUGCUUCGAUUUUGGCAGUCCGGGCGUGGACCAUCGCUUGAACCAGCUGCUCUUUGACAUUGUAAUGACCGAAGCCGCUUCCUACCUACCGAAUGCGACAUCGCCGCCGGCGCAUCCAAUACAAGGACAUCUGCGAAUAGCUUGUGCUUGCCUGACCAUCGUUCAAGGCCAACAGACGGAAGGCUCCAAAUUCGCCGAGGAUGAGAAGUACGCAUGGGGCUUGCAAGCAGCGUGGUUGGAAGUGACGACGUUGGACCAGAAUGCCUUGCGCGAGCCGAAGUCGCCCGAGGCGGCUCUGUGGGCCAUUUUCAUCAUCAGCGUGACCUGCGGGUCGACGGUGCAUUUCUUCGGCCAGGUCAUUAUGGGACUGCUGGAAGAGAUGCAACUCCGGCGGUGGGAGGAGGUCCGGAGUCUGCUGAUCAAUUUCAUCUAUCCUGGAUCGUACCUGGAGGCUCCGUGCAAGCAAUUCUAUGAGCAACUACAGCAGGGCAACGUUGUCCAUUGA